This is a messenger RNA of Leishmania major strain Friedlin, 1821 nucleotides long. RefSeq lists its product as hypothetical. NCBI's taxonomy places the organism in Eukaryota, Euglenozoa, Kinetoplastea, Trypanosomatida, Trypanosomatidae. The record is from RefSeq and is a predicted model, not a curated record. The transcript has a single exon. Bases 1 to 1821 code for a protein of 606 amino acids.
AUGGAGUGCAUCAACCAAGAGAGCGCGAGCGCACGCUCGGCAACUAACGUGGCCAGCGGUGUAGAUGAACCAGCAGUAGCUGCAGUCCCGUUCUCACCGCUUCAGGUGGAGCUGCAGAGGCCAGACCCACUCUCGAAAUCCCUCUGUGAGACGGUGCAGCGCUCUCAGUCAUCGGCGUCCAACGCCGCUGAAGCCAACGACACCGAUGUCCCGCCCCUCCUUGGCGGCGACCCGGCCGCGGCGCACUCCUCCUCUAUCAUAUCCUCACACGACGCGUCGUUCUACAACAGCCUCAUGGUGAGCCGGGCAGAGAACCUGGAUGCGCUGGAGAGCUGCACGAGUCGCACUGGACGCAACUUGAUUUCACAAUCCGCUGGUGCGGCAGCAGAGAGGUACGCGCAGGAGCAGUCGCCUUCAGCCGAGCUGCGCCUCUCCACACCCAGGCGCCGACUAGCUCCAAACUCUGCGGUUUCGCAAGGCGGUAAAGAGGAGGUUGCACCCAACGUAGAGGCAGAGACCGCCUCACAGCAACACGUCUCAUCCGGUGCUGCGGUGAGGGCAGUGGAGUCAGUCGUGGCAGCAGCAGGCCCCCACAGCGUUGGUGCCGAAGACCACAGCAGCGGCUCGCAGGCGCACGCGCACGAAUGUCUGACGUCGCCAGCAGGCAAUGUGAAAACGCUUGAGGGGCUCCUGGACUGGCGCGCGCACCUUUCCGCUUGGCAGCAGUCUGUGGGAACGCAGGAGAGCCACCAUACAGAUGGCAACAACAACACUGUAAAACACAUGUGCAAUGAUCAGGCAAGCGAGAGGAAUAUGGUUGGACGUGUGAAUCGGAAGGGAGCGCUGGCGUCGGAGGGCUCGCAGGUAUCUUCGCGCUCAGAAUGUCUGCAGGGCUGCCAUGGUGGCUGUCACAGAACUCCAGCAGCCUCAUCGUCCUCUCCCAGCACAGAUGCGAUUACAUCAGCCGAGAGUAACGCUGCUGGUGGGGACACCAUAGCGGUAACCCACAACCCUCAAGGCCAACACAGCCAUCCCCCCAGCGGCGCGGCCAGCCAGACGGAGGUGGUAGAUGCCUUCUUUACCAAGGAGUCCUCGAGCGCCUCCUCUUCGCAUCCUCGCAGUCCGGCGCAGGUGGACGGACACCCCUGGAGCACACAGCUAAGUGCCCAUCUAGAGCAGCACUUCUCUACGGGCGACAAUCUCGCCACACAAGCGCCGCCCACAGCUCACGUCACCAUCAUUGACGGCCGGGUCUUGAGGGAAAGAGGAGGAACGGGCAAAAGCGGUAGACCACGCGGUGCGGGCUCGCCAACGUUGUCGUUGUCGCGGUGUGUGGAAGGCAUAGGAUUGGAGGAUCACCAUCCACCAAACAGCACUGGGCACAGCUCGCCCUACAGUCACUCCGCUCUCCCGCACGGAGUUGAACGCCGGUCAUGGGUGCGUAGUGCUCUGCCACCAUCAGCACCCACACACAUUCUCCUGCACUCCUCGCCGGUAGGCGGCUUUGACGGCUGCCGAAGCCGCGACAACUGUAACAACCCUCACUCCGGAAGCAAUAAGAGCACAAUCGGCAGUGCCGGCAUUCAGCGCCAGCACUCCCGCGAGGCGUCACUCUCGCAAGCAACGCCGCGUACGCCGGAGUCCUGGCGCCACAGAGUGAAGGCGAUGCCUCCUAUGGCGAAGCCGUUGAGGGAGCUGGCAGUGGAAGAGAAGUAUCCAGUGUUUUCAGUGCCGGUCGAUGAGGAAACUAACAAAGCCGUGGUGGCGUUCGUCUCUGGGCUUGUCCUGCUCAUCUGCCUGGUGUUUAUCUGUGCCAUGUGA